Messenger RNA from Cuscuta campestris, 2102 nucleotides. NCBI's taxonomy places the organism in Eukaryota, Viridiplantae, Streptophyta, Magnoliopsida, Solanales, Convolvulaceae. The record is from the annotation of a GenBank genome assembly.
CAGAUUCAACUCGAUUGAAUCAAUUAACUCUUUACCCCACUUUACUUCAGGUCUAGAUUUCAAAACAUUCAUGUACCGUGACACUCGUGGAUGGAGUGUCAUCUUCUUCUUGUGGUAAACGAGUAACUGGCCUCUGACCUCUGUUUCCUUUUCGUCAGCGUCCUUGCCAUUCCCUUCUACUUCAACUUCCAUCAAAGUCAUCUUUAAUCAGUAUGUAUCGGUUACAAGCUCUCACACAGCAGAGGUGCAGAGCAACUCAGACUGCAUUCACUUAUCUGGGUUCACUAACAUCUGCCAGGUCCAACCAUUCCCGUUCCUAUGCCGCUGAAGAAGUGGCAAGCAGAACUAGCAAUUCAAUGCAAUUUUCAACUUUAAAGGUUGAAGAAAUCUCGGGAUCUCAUCCUGCUGAAGUGUGCAACUUGGUGCAGGGAAAUUGGAUAAGCUCUUCCAGCUGUAACACAAUAUUGGAUCCCCUAAAUGGGGAGUCAUUUAUAAAAGUUGCAGAAGUACAAGAAGCAGAGCUACAGCCUUUUGUGGAGAGCAUGUUGAGGUGCCCCAAGCAUGGACUACACAAUCCUUUCAAAGCACCAGAAAGGUAUCUAAUGCUUGGAGAUGUAUCUGCAAAGGCAGCUCGUAUGCUAUCGUUGCCUGAGGUUUCUCACUUCUUCACAAGGUUAAUACAAAGGGUGGCUCCUAAGAGUUACCAGCAAGCUCUUGGUGAAGUUAUUGUCACCCAAAAGUUUUUAGAAAAUUUCUCUGGUGAUCAGGUCCGUUUUCUGGCGAGGUCUUUUGGAGUACCUGGGAAUCAUCUUGGACAGAUCAGCCAUGGUUUUCGCUGGCCUUAUGGUCCUGUGGCUAUCGUUACUCCAUUUAAUUUUCCACUGGAAAUUCCUGUACUACAGUUGAUGGGUGCAUUAUACAUGGGAAAUAAGCCUGUACUGAAAGUUGACAGCAAGGUGUGCAUUGUAAUGGAACAAAUGCUCCGUCUGCUUCAUGAUUGCGGGCUGCCGUUGAAGGAUGUUGAUUUCUUAAAUUCUGAUGGAAAGACUAUGAACACACUGCUUUUGGAGGGAAAACCGCGCAUGACUCUAUUUACUGGCAGCUCAAGAGUAGCAGAGAAAUUAGCUGGGGACCUUAAAGGUCGCAUAAAGCUUGAAGAUGCUGGGUUUGACUGGAAGAUCCUUGGCCCUGAUGUUGAUGAGGUGGAUUAUGUUGCAUGGGUUUGCGAUCAAGAUGCCUAUGCAUGUAGUGGUCAGAAGUGCUCAGCUCAAUCGAUGCUUUUUAUGCAUGAGAAUUGGAGUCAAAGCCCUCUCAUCAAAUUAAUGAGUGAGCUUGCUGCUAGAAGAAAGUUAGAUGACUUGACAGUUGGUCCCGUUCUCACGUUUACUACAGAAGCAAUGCUGGGCCAUGUGAACAAGUUGCUGCAGAUACCAGGAUCUAAGCUUCUCUUCGGUGGCGAACCCUUGGAAAAUCAUUCCAUCCCUUCAAUUUAUGGUGCCAUUAAACCAACUGCUGUUUUUGUGCCUCUCGAAGAAAUCUUAAAGGAUGAAAACUACAAUCUUGUGACAACUGAAAUAUUUGGCCCAUUCCAGAUUGUCACUGAAUACAAGGAUGAUCAACUGCCUAAUGUCUUGAAUGCCCUUGAAAGGAUGCAUGCAAAUUUAACAGCUGCUGUAGUUUCAAAUGAUCAGCUGUUCCUGCAAGAAGUGAUCGGAAAUUCUGUCAAUGGGACAACAUAUGCUGGAAUAAGAGCAAGAACAACUGGCGCGCCACAAAACCACUGGUUUGGUCCAGCGGGAGAUCCGAGGGGAGCUGGUAUCGGGACACCGGAAGCAAUAAAGCUGGUAUGGUCUUGCCACAGAGAGAUCAUAUAUGAUGUUGGCCCUGUGCCAUCUGCUUGGCAACUUCCCCAGCCAACAUAAUGAGGAAAUCCAAUCGCUCUGUAUUUUUGUAGCAAUGGAAUAAAAAGUGCGAGCAUUUUAACCCGUGCUUCGAGCGAGGCAAAGAGAGGCAAUGGUGAUAAUAUUCCAAACUACAUCAAAGCCGGUUCCUGCGAGAAUGCACCUUCUGAAGAGAAAUGAGAAUAAAAUUUAGCCGUUGGA